This is a messenger RNA of Eucalyptus grandis, 1279 nucleotides long. RefSeq lists its product as uncharacterized. Bases 448 to 1131 code for a protein of 227 amino acids. The record is from RefSeq and is a predicted model, not a curated record. The transcript has 3 exons. NCBI's taxonomy places the organism in Eukaryota, Viridiplantae, Streptophyta, Magnoliopsida, Myrtales, Myrtaceae.
AUCCUUCCGUCUAGCAUUUACAGGUUGCAAAAUCUUGAAGUCUUACAACUUCAUGGCUGCUCAAAACUAAUCGAGUUUCCAAAAGAAGAGGUGGAUUUGAGUGAACCCCAUACAGAGACGGGAUUUCCCAAGUUAUUGGAGUUGAAUCUUGCGUUUUGCCUUCUAUCAAAAGAAGGAUUCUUGGAAAACCUUUCCAGUUUUCCCUGCUUACAAUAUUUAAAUUUGGAGGGAAACAAUUUUACUAACCUUCCUACGUGCGAGAAACGAUAUGACUUGAAAGGUUUGAAUGCUUCGAAUUGCCAACAACUACGAGAGGUUCCUGAGAUUCCAAGGAAGUUGAGAAGACUAGAGGCAUACAAUUGCAAAUCUCUUCAAGUGAAUAAUUUGUUCAAGCUUGAGAAAUUUCAUCGCCAAAUAAAUCGCCAAGUUAUUCUACCUGGAGGAGAGAUGCCAAAGUGGUUGCUCCCCAAUGAAGAUGGUUAUAUAUCUUUUGUGGCUUCAAAGGAUAUGUAUAAAAAGAUCCUAGGAGUAGCAUUCUGUGUUGUAUUUCGAGUAGAAGGAACUAAAAAAAACUGGACAUUUGAGGUUAUGGGAGUUGUUGAUGGCAAAGUCACAAAACACAUGAGGUUUGUGAGGUCAUUCAAUUCGGAUCAUGUGUGGCUCGAGUAUAUGGAAUCAAAGAAGGUGUGGACAGUAGACCCUUUCAGUCCAAAUGACUCGAGUCAUUUCCACUUUAGCAUUAGAACAUUGGGUUAUUGUUAUUCUGGGACUAUACGUAUGACUGAUGAAUUAAUUGUGAAAAAGUGUGGAUUCCGACUAAUAUGCAAGCCACUAGAGAAUGAUGCUGAGGUUUUGCUUGAAGAUGAUCAGUUGCUAGAUCCAGCUUUACUUUACGAGGUUUUGCAUGAAGAUAACCCCGCGAGCACAGAGAAAGAAAAUUCAAGUGAAACAGAAAAUUUACAAGAUAGUGAACCGUUCACAAAGAAAGAAGAAUUGAACAUGGUCGACUUCUCAAUUGAGAGAUGCCAGAGGUGUUUGUCCUUGUUGAAGACAGUACUAUGUCUUUCAUGGCUUCACAAGACUUGUUUAACAAGUUCAAAGCAUUGUAUCUGUGUGUUGUCGUUGGUGUAGAAGAUGGAAAAAGGGAAGUAUCUUUUGACAUCAUACCGCAUGUUAACGACCGAAGGCGGAAUGUGCUAUCAGGAACUCUUGGUUCAUUUGAUACGGAUCAUGUGUGGUUUCAACUUUUGUUUCCAAAUUUGUUGUGGGGAUUUUUAGA